AUGAAGGAAGAGGAAGGCUCGCAAAACCCCAACAAUCUCCCAGUUAUUCCCCCCCCGUCUAAUAAUGACAAUCAUGGAGCACCACCUACUGCUGCUGCCUCCCUGAGGGCUUUGACAGCCUCUGUGGAGAGGCUCAGCGGUCAUGUGGAGAUCUUGAGCAGCCAAAUCGCCACCUUGAGCAGCAGUAUUGUCACCAUGACCGCCAAUAUGGACAAGAUGAGUGCCACCAUGGAAAAGACCACCGACAAUCUUUGGACGCUCAAUGCAACAAUUGACAAGGUUCACGGAAGCCUUGACAAGAUGCUGAAAACGGUUCAGGAGCCAGGCCGGAUUGGUACGGUGCAGGGCAAUGGUAACGGCCAGCCUCAACUCACUCAGCAGCAACAAGCCACCCAGCAGCAAAAGGCUCGACAGGCGUCCCAGUUACGCACUCGCCAGCAGCAAUAUGCCCAGCAGCAGCUCUCACAGCAGCAGCUCUCCCAGCAGCAGUUCGCCCAGCAGCAGUUCGCCCAGCAGCAGUUCGCCCAGCAGCAGCGCGCGCCCAUGAACUUUGCUGCCGAGCCUCUGCAACAGCCUUCCAUUCACACGCAGCAACCUCAAGGCUUCGCCACCACGCCUACCUUUGACUUCUGGAAUGGGACCCAGAUAGCCACCGCUUUUGGCCAGCAGAAUCAGAAUACUGCUUUCGGCGACGGACUCGCCGGAAUCGCUCCCAUGCGCUCCCACGCCAGGCACGUCAGCGGCCCCUUGCCAUUUCCCCUCAUGACCCAGGACCAGACUGGAGCUGCCGGUACAGAUGACGUUUUCAACGGGUUCGCUCACCCACAGAUCUUUGGCAUGCCCGAAGAUGUGGCCAAGAAGCGUCGUCGUGAGGACUACUGA
Messenger RNA from Podospora pseudocomata, 882 nucleotides. RefSeq lists its product as uncharacterized. The transcript has a single exon. The record is from RefSeq and is a predicted model, not a curated record. The coding region runs from base 1 to 882 and encodes 293 amino acids. NCBI's taxonomy places the organism in Eukaryota, Fungi, Ascomycota, Sordariomycetes, Sordariales, Podosporaceae.